UCAGCUUCCGAGCAACAGAAGAAGACAUCCAGCCCUUGUGUCUUCCGAAAAGAUGACGACCUCCAAUAAAACUCUGCGCUUUGCCAUAGUAGCUGCUUUUGGGCUCUUCUGCGUUAUUGCGUUCUGUCUGUUUUUUGAGCCUCCAUCUUAUGUUUGCCAAUCAAAAUCAGCUGAAGUGGAACAUUAUGAAAGCGUUGAUCCAAACGAAAAGCCCAUAGUUCUGCUGUGGUUCUGGCCUCUUGGUGUGAAGUUUGAUUUCAACGCUUGCUCUACCUACUACAACAUUGAUAGCUGUGUUCUGACAGCUGACAGAGCCCUCUACAGCAAAGCACAAGGAGUCAUCUUCUACCACAAAAACAUUGCCUGGAAUUUAAACAACAUGCCGAAAGCUCCAUGCCCAUCUUUUCAGAAGUGGAUUUGGUUCAAUGUGGAGUCUCCAACAAACACAGGGAGAAAAUCUGGAAUGGACAAUGUGUUCAACUUAACGCUGAGCUACAGAAGAGAUGCCGGCAUCACGGUGAGGAAUGAGGUCACUAUCAGGGAAACAGAGAGCAAAGAUGAUUAUGUACCACCCAAUAAGACCAGAUUGGUUUGUUGGAUUGUCAGUAACAAAAACAGGAGGACUGGGGCCACUGCAAGAGAAAGAUACUAUGCACAACUGUCCAAAUACAUCAAAGUCGACCUUUUUGGUACAGCUCACACAGGGCACAGGUUGAGUUUUGACGAAUAUUAUCCAACCAUUGGUAGCUGUAAGUUUUAUCUCUCCUUUGAGAACUCGCUCCACCGAGACUACAUCACUGAGAAGGUAAACGGCCCCCUUGUGGCAGGGACCAUCCCUAUAGUUUUAGGUCCUCCAAGACAAAACUACGAGCAGUUCUAUCCCUCUGAUGCCUUCAUUCAUGUAAAUGACUUCCCAAAUCCAAAGGCGCUAGCAGAGUUUCUGCUCACUUUGGACAAGAAUGAUACAGCAUACAAGCGUUACUUUGAGUGGAGGAAAUUCUACUCUGUAACUCCUCAUCUCCUGUCAAUUGAGAAAGAAUUCAUUCAGCCCGUCUGCCUCGCCUGCAACCACAUAUCGAAAGACAGAGAUUUCCGAGUGGUUCAUGACCUUUUCAAAUGGUACGCUUCAUAAAAUUCAGAUAAUCUUUUAAAGAGUUCCCUGAACACAGAUACAAAGAGUCUGCGUGUUAUAUAUUUGAAUAUUGUGAACCAUUCACUCUGAUAUGACAAGAAGGCUUAAAAUGUUACAGGUGUAAAUAAAAAUGUUGGGCAUAGUGAGAAGGUUUUGUGAGAGGAUAUUUGGUUGUAAACCUAAAUCAACAGCUAGCAGCCAGCUAGCUGUAUGUAUAUAUCUGUAAUGUGUUUAUAUAUUAGUAAUGUCUAGAUACACACACACACUGAGGUUCCUGUUUGGGUGUUUUGUAUAUGUUGGUCUCAUACAAAAUUGAAAUAAAAACCGAAUGACAAGAACAAACAUUCCAGUAUUAAAUGAAGGUGAUGAGGAAGAACACAACAUUAGGUGUCUUCAAUGGAACAGCCUGACACAAAAUCUAACAAACACCUCUUCCAUCUCCAUAUUCUUCUACCUCCUCAUAUAGUUCAUGGUUGUGUCAUAACAAGAAGAACAUACUAAUUGAGGAUAUGACUUUUUAUCUUUGCUUGUUUUUUCUUAUGUAGAUGAAAGGUUUAGGUUGUUUAAAGCUUGAGUGUGGUGUUUUGUAACAUCAGUCACAGAACUCUGUUCCUACUGUUACGUGUCACAGAACCUACUUUGUACUUGUCUGUGCAUAAAAAAAAACAAUAAAGGAACUUUGGAAAUAAAA
This is a messenger RNA of Notolabrus celidotus (New Zealand spotty), 1823 nucleotides long. RefSeq names its product 4-galactosyl-N-acetylglucosaminide 3-alpha-L-fucosyltransferase 9-like. Gene Ontology annotation, cellular component: membrane. The record is from RefSeq and is a predicted model, not a curated record. Gene Ontology annotation, molecular function: alpha-(1->3)-fucosyltransferase activity. The transcript has 2 exons. Bases 53 to 1132 code for a protein of 359 amino acids. NCBI's taxonomy places the organism in Eukaryota, Metazoa, Chordata, Actinopteri, Labriformes, Labridae.